UUGCUUGAGGACCACGUCGUAUUCUAGGCCGAACUGUCCGUGUUGUGCUUGUUGUCGAUAGCAGAUUAAAUUAGUCUCCAUUUCUUGUCUCAAUCAAGUGUGCUACUUUUGUUCUAAUGAUAAACGCAGCUACCAUACGAUCAACUAUACAACGUGCGGAACAUAUGAUAAAUAUUACGCAUUACCUCCCAUUUAUUAAAAAAUAGACUAAAUAAGUUAAACAAAAAAAUGCCGCACAAUAUUUUAAAUAAGAUCAAUAAUUUUGUCAAGAGAUGGCGCAACAAUGUAUAUUAUUGCACGUGUUUAGCACCGUUUUUCGCAUGGUUUUUCGCAUGCACUGAGAUUACUAUGUCUUGUCCAGUGGAGGCGGUUUAGUUUGACUCUUGCGUGCGUUCGUGAUCGAGGAGCUUUGUUAUUGUUGGCAGUUUCUCGCAAUUAUGGCUCAGGAAGACCCAGUUAAGGACCUGAAAGACACUUUGCAAGAAAUAUGUUGCCAAUUACAAGAGGAUCAGGUGCCGCACGAAGUUGUCGAAGGCUUCAUCCUGGAAGAGUUCCUGCCGAGACUUGCCUAUGCAGUUGAAAAAAUUGGCCUCAAUGCCAAGAGAAUCUGCCUUGCCUUUGUGGAGCCACCAGCUCCAACCCCUUUGGAAGUGGCUGGCCUGAUUGCCCGUAUGAAAGCGGCCUGCUUAGAAGUUCUGUCAAUCUUUGCUGAGCUGCCACGAUGUCAAGGUCGGACGCUGAGAAAGGAGGUUGCAGACCAUCUGCGUGAACUGUACGAUGCUGUUAAGGAUUUCGUUUCAGGCAUCGGCCCAGAGAGUGAUUCUUGCCUUCAAGUGGCUGGUAAAUUGUGGGAAAAAUGUGAUGCCAUAAAAAGGAUCUCCAAAGACAACAAAGAAGCUGUUUGUUCUGUUCUUGCAAGCCACUAUGAGUUCAUUCAAGAUGCGGUUGACGAGCUUCGUGAGUCAAUGGAUGAAGAUGAAGCUCUGGCAGUGGAUAUGCCACGUAUGCCUGUUCGCAAUGGCUUCAACCAAACUCGUGCUUUCACUUGGUCUGGAGAGGACAGGGAGUUGCUUAUCCCAGGCAUGGGACUCGUGAAGACAGUCCGCAUUACUAUGCGCAAAGUGAGCGCUGUUGUGAAUUCUCGUGGCCGGUGCAUAAACAUGCAGGAGAACACAGACCUGGACAGAAUAGCCGAUCUGUUUCAGACAUCUAGCUCAUUCAUGGAUGACUUCAUCACAUCCCUCUACCCUCCUCUCUUUGCAACCGCUGUCCAAGAAAGCGGCACUGCACUGAAGGGACAUGUACUUGCCAUGCUGAAGGCAACAAAGGAAAGCCAUUUCUACAAUGAUGCUCGAGAAGACUGGGUUGGCUUUCUGGAGCAUGCCACAGAGCACAACUACCAGAAUCUGCUCUCACGUAUUGCUUUACUUUGAGUGUUACAAGUGAAGUUUGCAAUAAGUUUUGCAAGUUUUUGACGUUGCGGCUGGUCGUCGUGUAAAUAAAGGCAAGAAUGUAACGCCUGAUCGUUGUGUAAAUAAAGGGAAGACAACUUUA
Molecule: messenger RNA, 1554 nt
Organism: Dermacentor andersoni
Lineage: Eukaryota; Metazoa; Arthropoda; Arachnida; Ixodida; Ixodidae
Product: cyclin-D1-binding protein 1 homolog
Cellular component (GO): nucleus
Source: RefSeq, a predicted model, not a curated record